Ruditapes philippinarum (Manila clam) is the source of this 3782-nucleotide messenger RNA. Its product is annotated as hormone-sensitive lipase-like. Lineage: Eukaryota; Metazoa; Mollusca; Bivalvia; Venerida; Veneridae. Gene Ontology annotation, molecular function: triacylglycerol lipase activity; sterol ester esterase activity. The record is from RefSeq and is a predicted model, not a curated record. The transcript is spliced from 11 exons. Bases 15 to 3227 code for a protein of 1070 amino acids. Gene Ontology annotation, biological process: cholesterol metabolic process; triglyceride catabolic process. Gene Ontology annotation, cellular component: cytosol.
GCUCUUCUUUUGUAAUGGCGGACAAGGAAACAGAAAAUCCGUUUGGACUUUGCAAAAAUGACGCAGACUUUUUAAAGUACUUUCACACAUGCAUAAAAGAACUUCGAGGAUUGGUGAUCAGUAAUAUAGAAUAUUAUCAACGGGGAAAAUCCAGCAUUCAUGCUUGUUUCUAUGCAACUUCUUGCAUUUUAUUGGAAAGAACUCAAGUUUUAGAACCGCUGGUGAUAGAUAUCGUUCCAAAACUGGGAAAUUAUGACUUUUCUGAGACAGUGCAGGCAAAUGGAUAUCGGAGUUUUAUAAGUAUUGUCAAUAGGUGCUGUGGACAUUUGCUGCAGCUGUGCCGGCAUAUAAACAUUAACAAGAGUAGUUUACUGUUCCGCUCAUCACAUUACCUGAAAGAACUGGAAAGCUAUGUUGAAGUAUUAGGACAAUUGAUGGCUUUUCUAGGGUACCUGCAGCAGCUGAUGUUGUUAAGUAAAGAUGGAGAUUUAUUUUUGGACAAUGAUGAGGCAGUUGGUGAUGAUUUACUGCUGGAGGUAGAGAUGUUGAACACUGAUUGCUUCUAUGGAAGGUGUAUGGGUUUUCAGUUCAGUGAAUCAAUGCAGAAGGUAUUACAGAUGGUUGUAAUUGCCAUGGCAACAUUUAGUGAAUGUUAUGAGGAGACAUCUCAAGUGAUCCAGAUUGCCUCAUCUUUAUUCAACAGUGGAAAAUACCUAGCUAAUUAUGAUCUUAGAGCAAAGCAGGUGGUAGACAUCACAAGGACAGCUGAUAUCAAAUUUUGUAAACAAUUCUGGUCAAUUACAGAGUCCCCGCUACUUCAUCAAGUUCGAUCUUUUACCUUUCCUCAUGUAGAGGUGAGCGAGGUUCUCUCCCUUGAACCAGAAAACUUCGAUUUACCAACAGCUGAGGGGCAGGAUGACACAGUGACUAUAACUCCGCCUUGUGCCCACACAGGUCCCGCCCCUGUCAAAGUCAGACUCAUCUCUCAUGCUUUAAGAGAAGGAAUGCAAGUGACCAGGAAAAUGUUUCAGCCAAAGACAGGAAGUUCAAAACCUGUUGUGUUACCUCCGUCACCUGGGCUGUUGUUCCACUGCCACGGUGGUGGGUUUGUUGCCCAGUCUUCACAAUCUCACGAGAAUUAUCUACGUGUAUGGGCGAGAAAACUUGAGAUGCCAAUCCUGUCUGUAGAUUAUGCCUUGGCUCCAGAUCUCCCAUUUCCACGUGGGUUAGAGGAAAGCUUCUAUGCUUAUGCUUGGGCUUUAAAAAAUCCAGAGAAACUAGGUUGGACUGGAGAACGUAUUUGUUUUGCUGGAGAUAGUGCAGGUGGUAAUAUUGUGAUAUCUACGGCACUGCGGGCAGUGUCAUACCAGAUACGUAUACCAGAUGGUAUAGUUGCAGCAUACUCGGCAACCUUGGUGCAAUACACACCAUCACCAGCCCGUCUGUUAUCUAUGAUUGAUCCCCUUCUACCAGUAGGAAUUCUUACCCGGUGUCUUGCAGCUUAUGCUGGCAUAGCUGACAAGUUUUCUAGUGCCUUAGCAGCUCCUAUUUUCUGUAAUCCUGGCAAGUAUGAAAACUGGGAGGUUGUGGAUUCCUCUUCUUGUACAGAUGAUACUUUAGAUGUGAUAGCCAAUCAAAAAACAGAUUGCAACCAGGCUGAAAAUAAAUCGACAGAUCAGGAAUCAAAUGACAUAAAAUCUAAUGAGUCUACGGCCAAUGGCAAUCCUUGUCUUAUGUGUUCUAAAUGUGUUCAUGAUGAUGAUAGCUCAAGCUGUAAGUGUUCUGAAAAAGAACAAGCCUCUCAAUCAAGUGACUGCUUAGAUUUAAAUUCUUCAGUAGCUAGUCUAGAUAAAAAAGAGAAUAUACCAGUCUGUAAAAGUCUGGACAAUUUGUCCGAGUGUGAAUUUGUAGUCUGUGAUAUGGAUAAACUUGAAUCCGAUUCUGAAAACUACAAAGGUGAUUUAAUUCAGAUACCAGAGUUAAAAGGUUGUGAUACUAAAUCUGAAGUAGACACAAACAUGACAGAGACUGUUGCCAAAUGUUUUGAUGAAUCUGAGGUUUCAAUGAUGGGAGAAGAUUCUGUCAAAGCCAAAUGUGAUACUGAAUGUGUUGCCAAAACUGACAAACCAAACACUGAUAAUAAUGUAAAACAAAUUGAAGAAGUGAAUGGUGUAGAUGAGAAUACAGGUUAUUUAAAACAGGGUAAUACACUUAGAUCUGAUGAUGUAAAUGAGCAUGAAUUAAUAAAAAGCAAUCCAGCUAUAGAAACUGCAAGUAAGAAAGAAUCUGAGAUGACAAGUGAAAAUCCAGAAAUUAACAUUAUAGAAAGGACAGUCAAAGACCUAUUGGAUGAAAUAGAUUCCAAUGUAGUAAUAGAUGUGCAAGAUAGUGAGACCGAACAUAAAACUGAUGAUGAUGAUGUUAAAGAUCCUUCAGAAAUGUAUGCUGUAUGCCAAGAGAUACUUAACGAAACAGAGGAUAUUGAUCCUAGCAACUAUGGUGAUAUGAAAAGCAAUUUAUGCCAUUCUUUAGAAGAUCUUGUAAAUGGUUCUGAUUCAGUAUGUGAUGAUAUAUCUGAAGGCAAUAUAGUCAGUGAUGGAAAUGUUUCAAACUUGGACAGUGAUACCAAAUGGCAGAAACAAAUCUCAUGUGAUAGUGGAAUACAAGGUGAUACAGAUAAUGAGUGUAGCCAUGACAACAAGAGUACAAGUUCUACCUCAACAAAGGAAUAUCAACACAACUAUACUAGAGGCCAUAUGAGUUUAGAUCUUGCAACACCUUUUCAUCCUGGGCAGAUUUCAGCCAAGUCUUCACCUCUCAAGACAUCAGGUUCACCAGUUUCUCCACAGUUGUCACCAGGGAAAAGGUCGCUCGCUCCAAAGUUGUAUUCGGUUCAAAGGAAAAUUACUCAGAGCCCCAUACAGCUGUUCCGUCAUUUGCCUAUUGUGAAAAAUAUGUAUAUGUCUCCACUGUUGGCACCUGAUGAAGCUCUGAGGAAAUUGCCACCGGUACAUCUUACUGCAUGUCAUUUUGAUCCACUUCUAGAUGACUCAAUCAUGUUCGCCAAGAAGCUUGAUAGACUAGGACGAUCUGUGUCAUUGAAAGUGUUUGAUAACCUGCCACAUGGUUUCCUCAGUUUUUCUGAUGCCAGUGUAGAGGCUAGACAAGCUUCUAAUUUCUGCUGUGAUAAAAUACAAGAGGUGCUAGAAACCACCAUAAAGUUCUAGAUUUUUAUAUUACAUUUUUGUGAUAUGUUGGGCUUAAAGAUGCCAGUUGGGUGUAAAAUGUCAUUUUCCAAUAUUUUUACAUGUUUUUGUUUUUUUUUAGACUUAGAACACAGUAAAAAAUAAUAUGUUUUUUUAAUUUUCAACAUAAAUCAUGUAGUGAAAUUUCUGAUGAAUACUAUUGGAUUCCUUACUUUAUUCCAUAUUUUGUGGGACUUAAUACUAUAAUAACUUAAAUAAGUCUUUUACAACUUGUACAACCUUCAUAAGAUCUUAUAGUUUAUUAGGAGUUGUUGGCCAUGAACUAAAUAUGUCUGCAUUAAAGCUGUGCAUAUUUAAUAUCAAGUAGAUAUAUAAAGGCUUGUAGUACUAUAUUUCUUAAUUUGCGUGUACUGAUAGAAAAUUAUUUGUUAAGAGCUACAACUAGAAAAGAAUUAAAAGAUUUCAAUGAAUUUGUUCCCACUGCUGUGGUUUUGAGUUUUGUCAGCCUGGGGCUUUGAAUUCUAGAUGAAUGAAUAUCAUUAUGAUUUUUCAACUUGUUUGAUUCUACUUCCUGGC